AUGCCCAAGCCCUACGUCCGCCUCGACAAGAACGAUGUCGCCGUCCUUCUGAUCGACCACCAGACCGGCCUCAACUCGCUCGUCCGCGACAUUGACCCCGACAAGUUCAAGAACAACGUCCUUGCCCUCGCCGACCUUGCCAAGUACUUCAAGCUCCCCACGAUCCUCACCACGUCGUUCGAGACUGGCCCCAACGGACCUCUCGUCCCCGAGCUCAAGGAGACCCACGCCGAUGCGCCUUACAUUGCCCGUCCCGGCCAGAUCAACGCCUGGGACAAUGAGGACUUUGUCAAGGCCGUCAAGGCCACCGGCAAGAAGCAGCUGCUCGUCGCCGGCGUCGUCACCGAGGUGUGCGUCAGCUUCCCCGUGCUCUCCGCUCUCGCCGAGGGCUAUGAGGUCUUUGUCGUCACCGACGCCUGGGGUACCUUUAACGAGAUGACCCAGAAGGCCGCCUGGUCGCGUAUGGAGCAGGCUGGUGCGCAGCUCAUGACGUGGUUUGGCACCGCCUGUGAGCUCCACCGCGACUGGCGCAACGACAUUGAGGGUCUCGGCAACCUCCUCUCCAACCACAUUCCCGACUACCGCAACCUCAUCAACGCGUACACUGCCAAGCCGGCCCAGUAG
Messenger RNA from Vanrija pseudolonga, 624 nucleotides. RefSeq names its product putative hydrolase YcaC (gene ycaC). Bases 1 to 624 code for a protein of 207 amino acids. The record is from RefSeq and is a predicted model, not a curated record. NCBI's taxonomy places the organism in Eukaryota, Fungi, Basidiomycota, Tremellomycetes, Trichosporonales, Trichosporonaceae. The transcript has a single exon.